Messenger RNA from Linnemannia hyalina, 2328 nucleotides. NCBI's taxonomy places the organism in Eukaryota, Fungi, Mortierellomycota, Mortierellomycetes, Mortierellales, Mortierellaceae. The record is from the annotation of a GenBank genome assembly.
AUGGCUGACCAACAAUUGCGCGACUUUGGUCGCAACGUCGGCAGCUGGUUCAAGUCCUUCCCAAGAAAUUUCCCCCGCUAUGUCACAGAACGUCUUCCCAUCAUCAAAUGGUUGCCAAGAUACCAAUGUGGAUGGGCAGCCAGGGACAUCAUUGCAGGUGUCACAGUCGGCCUAAUUGUGGUCCCGCAAGGAAUGUCCUAUGCCAAGGUCGCCGGUCUUCCGGUCCAACACGGCCUCUACUCUGCUUACAUCGGUGCCAUCUUUUAUUGCUUCAUGGGAACCUCCAAGGAUCUGACCAUCGGACCCACUGCUGUUAUCUCGCUCGUCACUGGAGAACUGGUUGCUGAACUCGCCGGAAAGAUGACCCCUCCCGAAGUUGCUGCCAUGUCCUGCCUUAUCGUCGGUGUCUUUACUAUGCUCCUCGGUGUUUUCCGCCUCGGUAUUAUUCUUGAUUUCUUCCCUACCACUGUCUUGGUCGGCUACACAACCGGUGCGGCUGCUACGAUUAUUAUCCAGCAGGUACCCAAAUGGCUCGGAGUACCUGGCAUCAAUAACCGUGCACCUGUCUACACCAUCAUCAUCACCAUGUUCCAGGCCAUCAAAUCCCUCUCUUGGCUCGAUCUCGUCUUCGGACUCGUCGCCAUGUUCAUCCUGCUCUCGAUCGGUCUUGCGGUCGAUCGAUGGGGCCGUGGUCGGUUCUCGAUCCAGUUGAUCAAGAUCUCGCGCUUCUUCUUUGUCACCGUCCUCGCCACCGCUCUCUCCUACGCCGUCAACAAGAAUGUUCCCCUCGACGGCAAGGGUCAGCCCAUCUACCGCCUCUCGAUCUUGAAGACUGUUCCCUCGGGUUUGCCUCCACCCGCUGCUGGUACGCUUCCCGCAGAUCUGGUCUCUGAGGUUGCACCCAAACUGGCUGCGAUUGCAUUGGCUACUAUUCUUGAACACAUUGCUAUCGGCAAAGCCUUUGCCAGAAGGAACCGCUACCAAAUCGACUCGAACCAGGAGCUGUUGACCCUUGGAUUGGCCAAUGUUACAGCUUCUUUCUUUGGCGCUUACGCCGUGACGGGGUCAUUCUCGCGCUCUGCUGUUAAGUUCCAAUGUGGAGUCAAGACUCCCUUUGCUGGCUUUAUCACUGGUGCUCUUGUCCUCCUUGCCAUCUUCUUCUUGACACCUGUCUUUUUCUACAUCCCUGAUGCUGCCCUCUCAGCAGUCAUUAUGGUCGCCGUGUCGACUUUGAUCUCUCCUCCUUCAGUUUUCUAUCAAUUCUUCAAGAUCAACCUCUGGGAUUUCCUCUCCUCCCAGGUCGCCCUCUGGAUCACCAUCUUUGUCUCUGUCGAGACCGGUAUCGCCGCCGGAGUCGGUUUCUCUCUCGUCGUCCUCCUCUUCCGUGUUGCCCGGCCUAACUUCCAUGUCCUCCGUCAGGUCAAGGACCGUCCUGAUGUCUUUAUUGACGCAUCUGUCGAUAGUACCCUCGACACCAUCCCAGCACCCCAUGGUGUCUUGGUCUUCCGUAUCGAGGAGUCGACUACCUUCCCCAACACCGAGACCUUCAAGACCUGGGUUGUUGAUGAGACCUACAAGUAUACCCGUUUCGGCGGCAAGGUCAAGUCCGCCACCGAGCGACUGUGGUCCGACGAUCUCGAGGUCCAUAUCCAUGGGCUCCGCAAGACUGCUCAUGGUACCGAGUCCAACAUUACAGAUGACGAUCUCCCCCGCCUCAGGGCUGUUGUACUCGACUUCUCGGCCGUGAAUAACAUUGACUCGACCGGUCUCCAGGGUCUGUUUGACCUGCGCGAGAUCUUGAAGGAUUAUGCUGGUGUGGCGGAUUACCCACAGUACUUUUUUGAGCUUCACUUUGUCGGCAUCCAAGCAAACGUCCUCCGCAUCCUCGAACUGUCUGGUAUCACCAGACCCGUCGGCCCCAUCGCCCUCCAGGAGGUCCAGGUUCUCGAGCACGACGAUGGUUCCAACAGCCACAGUACCUCGCCUCUCUCCCGCGCGAGCACUAACAACAAUGGUGGCGAGAUCCGUCUUCAGGACAUCGAAUCUGAUGACGGCAGUGAGCUCCGCAGGGCAGAUGGUAGCGCUAAGGGUGGAAACUUCAAUGUUGAAUCGACCAAGGAGCGCCCCGCUCCUGGUGACAUUGGUGCCGCUGCCUUGUCGGUUAACGGUCUGGGCUCGAGCCCCUUCUUGAAGGAGGAAGGGUUGGUCCACUUGACUGUCCGUGAUGCGAUUGAUUCGAUCUUGGUCCGCUCUUCACAGUGGGGUGGUGCGAAUGUCGACGAGGAGGAGCGACGAUCCACUCACAAGAUCGAAAUCCGCCACGUCUAA